This is a messenger RNA of Helicoverpa armigera (cotton bollworm), 3426 nucleotides long. It is a transcript of the gene Edc3, whose product is annotated as enhancer of mRNA-decapping protein 3. NCBI's taxonomy places the organism in Eukaryota, Metazoa, Arthropoda, Insecta, Lepidoptera, Noctuidae. The record is from RefSeq and is a predicted model, not a curated record. Gene Ontology annotation, biological process: deadenylation-independent decapping of nuclear-transcribed mRNA; P-body assembly. Gene Ontology annotation, cellular component: P-body. Gene Ontology annotation, molecular function: mRNA binding.
UAGCACCAUGUAACUAUAACAUUGGUUAUCGUUAUAGUUACAUUAUGCUACUUACCCUAAUAGAAAAUGUCAUCGUUAAUAUAGUAAAAGGUCGAAGGAAAACAAAUAAUUAUUAUGUAUUAUUACUUUUUAUACGCGUGUACGCAGAAUGCAAAAACCGCCAUAUUGAUAUUUUGUUAUGAUCGAUGAUCGGUUUUGUUAAGUUACUUGGAAUACUGACACCAGGUCUUUUUAGAUUAAAAUUGAUAUUUGUGCUUUUUCAAACCGUAUUUAAUUUAUUCGCCUAUUUUAUCUUUUUUUAAGUGUCUAAUAUUUUCCUCAUACUUUUCUCUAAUUAAUAUUGCAUAAAUAAUUUUAUAUUGACAAACAAAAACGAUUAUAGUGUAGUGCCAUCUGUUGGUAAUUUAAAGUAUCUUUUAGAUAGUAAAUAGUUUCCGGGCCAAAUAAAAGGUGGCGACUCUUCAUUCACUUAGCUGUCAAAAUGUACGGAGUGUCUCCCCCCUGACUCACACAUUCGAUUUCAUUCGAAGGAAUCGGGAUUCACGGACAUGGAGAGUUGUGUAAUUGUGAAUUAUUGUUAGUUAAAUACUUUUAAAUUAGGAGAAACGUUAUUGAAACCGUUUGUUGGUGUUUAAAUGUGAGCGUUAUUGGGUGUGUCACGUCAGGCCUGAUCUUGCUACUAGAAGCAUAGUUUAGUUUUGUUGAGAUACCUGCCUCCUGUUGUGACAUUUGAGAGCAUGUCGAACUGGGUCGGGUAUGCGAUAUCUGUAAACUGCGGCGAACCUCUGGGUUGCUAUCAGGGCACUAUUCUGGAGGCUGAUGGGAGCACUAUUACUUUAACAAAAGCCUUUAGAAAUGGCUUUCCUUACCCGAAAUCACAAGUGACUCUAAAUGCGGCUGAUAUCAAAGAUCUGAAGAUAAUCGAGAGCCGUCCAGAGCCAGCAGAGCAGACACACAGCACAGUGGCCGUUACCAAGGGCUUAAAGAAGGCGCAGAGAGCUACAGUAUGUGAGAAUCUGCAGGCAAACCCCACCAGUUCAGGGAACCAGAGCAGCGCCGCCGGCGGCAGCGGCGCCGCCAGCAGCGCGGCCGCCCCCGCCCGCCCCGCGCGCCCGCGCAGCAAGCCCAUCGACAUCCAGCGCGCCGCCCGCAGCGCCAGCCUCGCCGGCAGCUACGGCAACGCCAGCUCCACGCCCAAGGGCCGCGGCCCCGCCAACGUGUACGACAAGGCGCGCCGCCGCAACGAGGCCUGCUUCGGCGACCUGGCCGACGCGGAGCUCGACGACGACUUCGACUUCGAGGGCAACCUGGCGCUGUUCAACAAGCGCGCGCUCUGGGAGGAGCUGCGCAACUCGCACAAGCCCGACGUGGUGCGCCAGGCCGACCACCUGGGCAAGUUCCGCCACGACGAGAACGUGCUGGGGCCCGCGCCCGCGCCGCGCCGCGCCAUCCGCCUGCCCGAGCCCGCGCCCGCGCUGCUCGUCACCGACGAGGGGCUGGGCGUGCCCGCGGCGCCUGCGGCGGCGCUGUGGCGGGCGCUGGCGCGCGCGGGCUGCGACCAGGCCGACACGCUGCUGGCGCGCGCCGCCGCCGACGUGGCGCUGCGCCUGGCGGGCGGCGGCCGGCGCCUCGACCCGCGCAACGCGCACCAGGCGCCCACCGUGGUGGCGCUGGCGGGCCCGCACGCCGCCGGCGCCGCGGGCUGGCGGCCGCCUGCCUGCUGGCAGCCACGGCGCCCGCGCCGCCGCGCUGCUGGCCGCGCCCGCGCCGCCCGACUGCGCGGCGCUGCGGCGCGAGCUGGCGGCGCUGGCGCCGAGCGGCGUGGCGGCGGAGCCAGCGCGCUGCCGGGCGCGGACGUGGUGCUGCUGGCGCUGUCGGACCCGGCGCAGGAGCCGGCGGGCGAGCUGGGCGCGGCGCUGGAGUGGGCGGCGCGGGCGCGGGCGGUGCUGGCGCUGGAGCCGCCGAGCGCGGGCUGGGCGGGCGUGUCGUGCCGCGCGGCGGUGCUGGCGCUGCCGGCGGCGCUGGCGCCGGAGCUGGGCCUGCAGUACUUGGCGGACGUGUGCGUGCCGCAGGCCGUGUUCGCGGAGCUGGGUAUUCAGUACCGGCCGCCGUUCGGCGCGUCGCCGGUGCUGGCGCUGCACCCGGCCACGGACUGACCGCCGCCGCUCGCCUGCACGAGUUCUCUUCGGUUACUCGAUCAUAACUCUCUCGCCGACUCUCCCGAUGUAUUGGUGAUAGGUGAGAUACUCACAUUGACAGAUGUAACACUCCUGUGAUAAUUUCUUCUUCGAUGUUUAUUUAAUUGUGCAACGGAGUACCGAUUUUGACAUUGUACUAUAAAUAUUUAAAAUGAAAAUGCCGAAGAUAUCUGUAAUGAGUAGUAAUGUAGAUGAGAGCAAUGCUCGACAACAGAACAACGUACUCGCUCCUGCACAAAUGUAAACUCGUAUUACGUAAACGACGAACCAGUAAACCAAAUUGUUUUAAUCGACAUAUUAUGUGAUGUGUUAUAUUUUUGAUAGUAAAAUUAUAAUGUAGAAGUAUAUGUCUAUGUUAUUAGUGUAAUGUAAGUGUGACUCUACUGUGGGUCACCGACCUGAAGUGACGCAUACUUCAUCAAAAUGAUUGUGAGUCAACUUUAAGUGAUACACUAUUUACGAUGAAAUGAAGCACUUGCAACUUUAGAUAUUAAAUAGAAGAGCAUUCAGCCUUAUAAGUCCGUAUAUCCAUCCGAUAUAACUGAAAAUUUCGAAUCUGGGUUUCGGGUUAACAAUCGUAUUAACAAUACCAUUCCAACCCUUGAACUGGAGCGAUUUUGACAAAAGACGCGCCUGGUGCUAGUGUCUGAUCUUACUGUUCUGUCUCUCUUGCACCAGAUCACAUCGAUCAGCGGCUGAUUUACUGUUUUCGCCGCCCAAGGCCCCACGCGGAAUAGCCGACUAUCUCAGUUUUAAACGCUGGUUUUUUUAUGACUACAGAACAGAUAUAGAAUCAGUUAAAAAACUAAACAAAUAAAAGGCAAAAGGUGGAGCCUUUUGUCCAAAAAGAGUAAAGAAACUUAAAAAUCUAGAAAAACGCAAAUUAAGUGAAAGUCGAAAAAGCUUAUGGCCUACGGAAGGUAUAAUACGUAAAAUUUGCGCACUGGAUAAAAUUCAUUCCUGUAUGUUUCAAAGAACCCGAACAACACAUUAGUUCACUUGCAAGUGUUUUUCGUGCCCACAGAAGGCACCUGACCUACCUUAUUUAAGGUAUCCGCUUAUCUUACCUUCCUUCGUGGUUUAGCCGCUAUAACGAAAAAAAAACGAGGGCCGGCGGCAGUUUCUUACUACCUACCAAGUACUAGUGACACAUUAUUUAAGUUUUUGUUAAUGUAAUUCAAUUUUAUAAAUUGCAUUUAAAUGAAAUUAAAUAAAUUAGUAAUUUAUA